Molecule: messenger RNA, 1723 nt
Organism: Amphiprion ocellaris (clown anemonefish)
Lineage: Eukaryota; Metazoa; Chordata; Actinopteri; Pomacentridae
Product: protein LSM14 homolog B-like
Exons: 7
Coding region: 8-1198 (396 amino acids)
Molecular function (GO): mRNA binding
Source: RefSeq, a predicted model, not a curated record
UGCAAACAUGAGUGCUGGAGGAGGAACUCCUUAUAUUGGCAGUAAAAUAAGUUUGAUUUCCAAGGCACAGAUUCGUUAUGAGGGAAUUCUGUCUUCUGUGGACACAGACCGGUCGACGGUGGCUUUGGCUAAAGUUAAAUCUUAUGGCACAGAGGACCGGCACACAGACAGACCAGUUCCACCCAAAGAGGAAAUUUAUGAAUAUGUCAUCUUCAGAGGAAGUGACAUCAAAGAUAUUACUGUGUCUGAGCCUCCAAAGCCACACCAUGGUCUGCCUCGAGACCCUGCUAUUGUUCAGUCAUCCAUUGGCAGCUCCUCUGCUGGGUAUCACCCACGCUGGAGUCCAUACAGGGACAUGAUGCCCACCUACAACCAGCUGGCUGCUAGUUCUCUGCUCAACCAGCAGUACAAUGCAGCACUGGGCCUAGUGCCAGGACUUCACGGCCCAACCAGAAGAGCCCCCAUGGUGGAGCAGGCUGUCCAGACAGUGCCUUUGGCCAGUGCUGCACAGAAAAAGGGCAAGACUUCAACCCAGCCACAGAGCAGACAGCCUGGCCGUCCAACCCAGCGCUCUGGUCGAGAUGGCUCCCAGGUUCAGAAGGAGAAUGCACCCACCAGUGAGCAGACUUUACAGCAGACUUUUAUUUAUGCUUUUAAUCUCAAUAAAAUAAGAAGCAUCUCAUCACAUUUAACUUGUGUUUUAGGUAGGGCGUCAUCCCAGCCAAGUGCAGCCAAGACUCAAGGCCAAGGCACUGAAAACCAGAAACAAAGGCAAAAACAAGGCAGUCGCAGGUCCAGGAACCGAAGAAGAGGCCAACUUCUUGUGAAAAACCCCAAGGCUACAACUUUGGAGUUCGAGUCAGACUUUGACUUUGAAACCGCAAAUGCUCAGUUCAAAGAUGAUCUUACAAAGGAGGUUGUCGUGGAGAAAGUUGAUUCUGGGGAGGCCCAGGACAGCCAGGAGGAGGAGACUCUAGGAGAGAAGUACUAUGACAAGACCAAAUGCUUCUUUGACAACAUCUCAUCAGAUCUUAAACCCAGGAGAACUACCUGGGCAGAGGAGAAAAAAUUGAACAUUGAAACAUUUGGAGUUCCUGGUCGCUUCCUGAGAGGCAGAGGAUUCAGAGGCCGCGGACGCAAAGGACCGAGCGCCACCGAGCAGCGAGCCCUCCCAAAGGUUGGCAGUGGGAGGGUGUAAAGGCUUUUCUUUUUGUUAACACUACUGUAAAUAUUGUAGUUUUCUACUUAUUUAAAAAAGUACCUCCCUGUUCUCCCCCAUUUUGAAGCACUUGAAGUGACGAUGUGUUUUUGUUUAGUUUUUUUCCUUCAUCCCAAAUGUGCAUUGAGGGAAUGUUGUACUUUGGAUCCUUUAUAUGAAAUGGGAGAGCGAUUUCUUUUAAAGCCAGCAGCUGUGCAUAAAUGUAUUCAUUGUUAGUUUGGAAGCAUGCAGUGCUGAAAUUUGUCUUUUGAAUAGACUAGUAGGCAUGCCUUUCUUUUUUUUUUUGUUUUUUUUUUUUUGUUCUGCUAAAUGUCUGAAUGUAUUAACUUAUGACUGCUCGACUGUACAAAUGUGACUCCAAAGAGGUCGUGAAAGGCCCUCUUUUCAAAAUUGAAUAGUAAGACCGCAGUGCUUUUUGUUUUGAUUUUUUUUCCCUAUUUGUAAAAUGAAAACUGUGGAAAAAAACAUGUGUAACAGUUGCUAUUAAAUAAUAUGAUAAACGGA